UCCAAAGAGGGACCGUGCACAAGCUUCUGGAAGGCUCGCCAGUUUGCAAACCCACCUCCACCUAUUCACCCACAGCAGGGGAUCGUCUGUCUAAACGCUAACCAUGGACAACCAUUCGUACAACUUCCCCUCAGACUGCACCCCGCUCACCAACUGCAAGUCUGCCCGUAAGCCGGCUGGAUCCACCGUGGUGAACAUGGGCAACGCUGGCAAGAAUCCUCCCCGGGACUAUCUAGUCUGGUCGCUGUGCAACACCUUGUACGUUAACUUCUGCUGCCUGGGAUUCAUGGCUCUCAUCUACUCUAUCAAGGCCAGGGACCAGAAGACUCAGGGCAACCUGCAGCUGGCCCAGGAGUGUUCAGACAAGGCCAAGUGGUACAACAUCCUGGCUGCUGGCUGGAACCUGCUGAUUCCACUGCUGGCCGUUGUCCUGCUGGUCCUCCUGCUGGUCCACCUGGGCACGUCCCAGGGCUCCUUCGACUUCUUCGGAGAGGACGGAUUCCAAAACUUCAUGAAACUGUUCAGCUGGUAGAUGGAGGCGAAGGGAGAGAUAUUAAAAAACAAAACAAUAAACAGAUCAGUCUUAAAGUCAACCAUUCACACGAGCCGGGAGAGGGUAUUUGAUUGGAUUCAGCAGAUGAGGGCUAACAUCAUAGCUUUUAGCCAGUCUAAGCCAAGUGAGAAAGGACAUCUAUACGGAAAUUAAGACCUGUAUUGGUGAGACCGCUCAAUCGCCAGAAUAAAUGUUGGCAUUGUAAAUUUCUGCAAACCAUGGCCACGUUACUUUUGUACAUUACCGUAUAGUGGAUACAUUGAAACUAGUUAGGUUUAGGCACAAAAACCACUUGAUUAUUGUUAAGAAAAGAUCAUGUUUUUGCUUAAAAAACUUGGUACUAGUGGCACUAUCCCAACUGGAAACGCAGCAAUGUCUAGGUAAAAAACAAAUGCUUUGCGUGGCACUAUCCCUGGUGGAAACACUGUGAUGGACUGCUACAAAACACCCAAGCCAGGGGACUAAAAAACCACUGGAAAAAGACGGUUUUGCUGUUGGUCUUGAACAGUGGUCUGCUCUUUCUCGCCUAAGUGACACGCUGCCACCAUCCCUUUCACCUCUAGAUGACAAAGUCAGCUUAUAUACGUCACUUAACAAACGUUUAUAUGUGCAAAUGUAACAUAUCGAUGGUUUACAGAAACCUACAAUGCCAACAUUUUCUUCUGGCACCUGGGCUGAGUGAGAAAACAUCAGUUUGUGCCUUAUAAAAAUGGCCUAUUUGGGAUGCACUGGUACUAACGCUGGUAUCAGAAAUUAGACCAAUAAAAAAACUAAAACAGGUCAUUCAACUAGUUUAACUGAGAGUUAAAAACAGUAGAUAGCACAUAAUACUUUUGGACCAGCAACCCUAAAACUAAUAAUAAAUAUUGUGAGUGCUGCAGGAUAUUAGUACUGGUAUGUCCCAGAUUGCAAUAACAGUAUCAGAGGGAGUUCAGUGUAAACCUGCCAGUCUCCCAGACACGGUCGGUUAAAAUGUGAAGUUGAUCAAAGACUGAAAAGCCUGAACAAACAGUCAAAGGUCCAGUGUGUAGGCUUUAAAGGCAUCUAUUGGCAGGAAUGGUUUAUAAUAUUCCUAACUAUGUUUCUUUAGUGUAUAAUCACCUAAACUAAGAAUCAUUGUGUUUUUGUUACCUUAGAAUGAGCCGUUUAUAUCUAC
Molecule: messenger RNA, 1709 nt
Organism: Epinephelus lanceolatus (giant grouper)
Lineage: Eukaryota; Metazoa; Chordata; Actinopteri; Perciformes; Serranidae
Product: interferon-induced transmembrane protein 5-like
Cellular component (GO): plasma membrane
Source: RefSeq, a predicted model, not a curated record